UUUCGAAACUCGCCCCCUCAGUUCGGCUCGUCAUCGAACUCACCCCUCGGAUUCGGGUGCAUGUUCAGCGCCGGUUCUACGCAGGCGCAACCCCUUUUUUCGGUUUUAAUGUCCCGACUGCAUUUCGGUUUCACUUUCAUUCCGAAUUUCGAGGGAAAAGCGCGUUCUACAUCGAAUCGUCCCGGUUCCCGCACGAGUCUCGUCGUUUAGGGAUUUUUGAUUAUUUUUUUUCUCUUCGGAUACACACACACACACCUACGGGGGCGGUGCAAUAUGCAGACCGCUACGAUCGUGUUCAAGACCGAAAGCAAAGAGUUCGGGUUGGCUGGUGGUGCUGUGGUGUCAUCGUCCACGCAGUCCACUAUGAAUGGGACGUCGCACAGGAUCGGGAAUAUGUGCCCGCCUCCCCCGCCGCCGCCGCCUAAGAUCAAAGUGAUUGACAUUAAGCUGGAGGAGCCCAGUAGCUCGAUUCCUGAUCUAGAGUUUGAUGGGACGACGGUUUUGUGCAGAGUAUGUGGCGACAAGGCGUCAGGAUUUCAUUAUGGCGUGCAUUCUUGCGAAGGAUGCAAGGGGUUCUUCAGGCGCAGCAUCCAGCAGAAGAUCCAGUACAGGCCGUGCACCAAAAACCAACAAUGCUCCAUCCUAAGGAUCAACAGGAACCGCUGCCAGUACUGCAGGCUCAAAAAGUGCAUUGCCGUUGGGAUGAGCAGAGAUGCUGUCAGAUUCGGACGGGUGCCCAAACGAGAAAAGGCCAGGAUUUUGGCCGCCAUGCAGCAAAGUUCCAAUUCGCGUUCGUUAGAAAAGGCCAUCGCUGCUGAAUUAGAAGAUGAUCAAAGGCUAUUGGAGACAGUGGUUCGAGCGCAUAUCGAUACAUGCGAUUUUACCAGGGAAAAAGUUGAACCGAUGCUGCAACGAGCCCGGGAUCAUCCCUCUUAUACGGCUUGCCCUCCGACUUUGGCUUGCCCACUGAACCCCAAUCCGCAACCGUUGACCGGCCAGCAGGAAUUGCUACAAGACUUCUCCAAACGCUUCUCUCCGGCCAUCCGCGGAGUCGUGGAAUUCGCAAAACGCAUUCCCGGCUUCUCGCUAUUGGCCCAAGACGAUCAAGUCACCCUGCUGAAAGCCGGUGUCUUUGAAGUGCUACUGGUCCGUUUGGCGUGCAUGUUCGAUUCCCAAACGGCCAGCAUGAUCUGCCUGAACGGACAAGUGUUAAAACGCGAUUCGAUCCAAAACAGUUCGAACGCCCGAUUCCUGAUGGACAGUAUGUUCGAUUUCGCGGAACGCAUGAACUCUUUGAGACUAUCCGACGCCGAAAUCGGUUUGUUCUGUUCGGUGGUAGUGAUCGCCGCCGACCGUCCCGGUUUACGUAACACAGAAUUAAUCGAAAAGAUGCAAAAUAAGUUGAAAGCUUCGUUGCAAAUGGUCGUCGCGCAAAAUCAUCACGGGCAAUCGUGUAUUAUGGACGAAUUGAUAAAAAAGAUACCGGAUUUGCGUACAUUAAAUACGUUGCAUUCCGAGAAAUUGCUGGCUUUUAAGAUGACCGAACAGCAGCAGAUGAUGCAGCAACAACAGCAUUCCUGGAACGGACAUAUGGAGGAAGAAAGUAAUAGUAAAAGUCCUGCAGCGUCUUCUUGGUCGUCUUCAUCGGAUGUAACGAUGGAUGAAGCUAAAUCACCUCUUGGAUCUGUAUCUAGUACCGAAUCAAUGUGCUCAUCAGAAAUGACUUCGAUCCACGAUUACCAGCAUCCCAAUAGCCAUCAUAUCAGCUCAAAUGUAACAAACGCACCUUUGUUAGCGGCUACUUUAGCCGGAGGUGUUUGCCCGCAUAGACAUCGCGCCAAUUCAGGCUCAACUUCAUCAGGAGACGACGAAUUAGCCGCUACAUCACAUCUGAUCCACAACGGCAUUACUAUUACCCCAGUUUCGAGGCCUCUACCGAGAUUCCGGAAAUUAGAUUCUCCCAGCGAUUCCGGUAUAGAAUCCGGUACUGAAAAGGUCGAAAAACCCACUUCGGUAUGUUCGAGUCCGAGAUCAUCAGUCGACGAUCACCAUAUCGUCGAAGAUAUGCCGGUUUUGAAACGCGUCUUGCAAGCACCUCCGUUGUACGAUACAAAUUCUUUGAUGGACGAAGCGUAUAAGCCGCACAAGAAGUUUAGAGCGUUGAGGAAUAAAGAUUCCGCCGAAGCUGAACCUGCGGUGGUGAUGUCGCCGCAACCGCAGCAAAUGCACCAAUCACUACUGCAGUCACAGCUCUCAGCAACGCAAUCAACGCUGUCCAGUUCCCAUUCGAUGCUGGCCAAAUCUUUAAUGGAAGGUCCCAGAAUGACGGCUGAGCAAAUGAAGCGCACCGAAGUUAUCCAUAAUUUCAUCAUGCGCGGCGAAUCUCCCUCUACCGCUUCUCCGAUGGUGACGGCGGCUCCUACGGCGUGCCCGUACAAAUCCAGCGCGUCGUUGUUGCAACCGGCUUGGGCGACGAGCGUUAUUACCACGACAGCGCGUCAGAAUCAGAUGCACAGCAGUCAAACGCCGCCUCCGCAACACCAGGACUACAAUCGGUUGUACCUGCACGCGCAGUCGCCGCAUUCGACGUCGCCGGCUCCCCCGCAGUCCAGAUCUCCCUUACUGACGGCUUUACCGAAAAUGGUGGAGCUGCAGGUGGACAUUGCGGAUUCGCAGCAACCGCUCAAUCUGUCCAAGAAAUCACCGUCCCCGUCGCCGAGGCCGAUGAAGGUGGUCACUUUAGAGGUGUAA
Messenger RNA from Psylliodes chrysocephalus, 2751 nucleotides. NCBI's taxonomy places the organism in Eukaryota, Metazoa, Arthropoda, Insecta, Coleoptera, Chrysomelidae. The record is from the annotation of a GenBank genome assembly.